AUGGCCAAGCCAUUAUCAGUCGCGUCCUCAGACGGCGCUAGCUCCUCCAAAUCUCAUCGCUGUAGCGCCCAGCACUCUCCGGACCCUCACCAUCGUCCCCGCCAUCGUCGCCAUCGCUCAUCGAAAGCAUCCCUCUCGACGCUCGGACCAUCAUCUGGCCUUCUCUCCAUCCUCGCCACCAUUGCUUCGGCUUCGACUGCUUAUGCCAGCCCAGCGCCCCCACCCUUCCUCUGCCCAUCCAUCCAAUCCCAGGAAAACAUCGACCGACCCCUCUCCAAGCGGGCCUCAUCAUCAACCACCGACAGGGUUUCGAACUCAACAAUUCUGUCCGCCAACAUCCGACGACAUGUGCCGGCAAAGUUCGAGAAGGGCGCUGACGGGGUUUGGAGACGGGUUGAUUCGUACACACUCUACGGUAGCACUGUACCGUCGGGCUGCACUGGACCCGAUUGCCGACUACCCACCAACGCUGUCUCAACAAUUGACGACCAAAUACAAGUCGGCGGAAAUCUGAACACAAGCAACUCUACCACGACGCCGUACGAUAUUCGAGACGAGCUGCCCCCUGGCUGGAGGCCAACUGUGCGGCCCUAUGAAGGCCGCACCACGCUCAUCCUUGCCAUGUCACUCGUCCUCGCCUGUUUCAUAUGCUUCUUUAUCAUCGGAUGCCUGUUUUGGAGGAGAAAUUUGAAGAAGAGACGCAAGCAUGCCGAUGUUGAGGCCAGGUCGAGGCGAAGAAGGCACAGAUCAUCCCCAAGCGAAGAGGAGGUCCGGGAAAUGGAAUUGGAGCGGGAGAUCAAGACGAAACAGAAGAUUUGGGCGAGGGCUACAGCACGCUGGAGGGCCAACGUUCGCUAUUCUGCUCAUCAGCGAAGAGGCAAGCGAUUGAGCACCAGACUCUCGCAAGCUCAACAAUCGACAACUUCUCUCGACAAUUCACGCAGCCGCCUGGCAGGAUCGGGUUCCUCGACGCACUCGAGAGCAUCUUCCAGACGAUCGUCUGUGAGCUCUAUCCGUGAUCAAUCUCACCAUGACGAUUCCCCGGCCACAAUGGCCUCCACAUCCCAGGAAAACCUCUCGCGCGCGGAGACCCCUCAACCAGCCCGACCAGCCUCGCCGCCUGCAUAUCAGCGUGGGCAAAUCCCUCCAAUCGUCGUUUCGUCAGAUGAGUCCACCGAGCAGUCUGGACUUUCUACCCCUACACAUUUCGAUCGCUCCCGGCGCCCGUCACAUUCAUCGCUAUACCCUUCAUCCGCCAUUUCAGACGACUCGCAGAAGGCAGAACACUUGUUUUCAGUCUCUGCGCCCAUUCAUGCGGCCCACGUAGCCACCGAUGACAAGUCCCUCCUCGCCCGGCUCGCCGACCUUGCCAGCGCUCCACCGGAAGAUGCCUCCGCUAUCCCGGCAGGGACGUCAGAACCGCAUGUUUCUGCCCCUGCAUGGCAGGAUGACGAAUUUGAGGAAUACACUCCUGACACCAACCGCGAUGCUUGUACCUCUGAUUCGCAGAGUUCUCUUCCACCCUUGUUCCCACCUCCACCCUCAAAAGAGCGGUUGGCUGCCGCGGAGCGCUACGAAUACUCCUUCGCGUUUGAGGAAAUGGAUUCACUAGGAUCCGAGGACGAACCAUCAGCCCCGCCGUUCGAGGAAGGUUGUCUUCCGCCUAUCGACGAGUCCGUCCUUCUACCGUCUGCCCCUCCAUUAUUGGACGACGACUCAGGGGAACUUCCCCCGAACCCCAUUCCCAGCGCACCGGAAUGGGAUUCUCAGACAGAGAGCCUCGAGCCUCGAGAAGAAAACGUAUCCGGGCAAGAUCACGACCGAAUGCCGUCAACGUCAACCAAUUCGCCAGCGUCCGGACCAACCACCUCCCACCCAAUCAACGAAGCAGUGAUAUCGGAAAGGAAUGGGUCUACUGAUACUAUUAUGCUUCCGGAUUAUAAGCCCUAA
Cyclocybe aegerita is the source of this 1950-nucleotide messenger RNA. NCBI's taxonomy places the organism in Eukaryota, Fungi, Basidiomycota, Agaricomycetes, Agaricales, Hemipholiotaceae. The record is from the annotation of a GenBank genome assembly.